This is a messenger RNA of Gamsiella multidivaricata, 1800 nucleotides long. RefSeq names its product TH1 protein. Gene Ontology annotation, molecular function: RNA binding. Gene Ontology annotation, biological process: negative regulation of transcription elongation by RNA polymerase II. The record is from RefSeq and is a predicted model, not a curated record. Gene Ontology annotation, cellular component: NELF complex; nucleus. Lineage: Eukaryota; Fungi; Mortierellomycota; Mortierellomycetes; Mortierellales; Mortierellaceae. The coding region runs from base 1 to 1800 and encodes 599 amino acids. The transcript has 12 exons.
AUGACAUCUAGAAACACCUUAGCAGGAAGCGGCAGCAGUACUGGCACAACAAGCAGUUUGGACACGAUGAUGCAGUCUUUCCAAGCACCCGACUCCAUUUUGGAACCGAACAUUCUGGACGCGAUCGGAGCAUUCAUCAAGGAGGGAGGACAGCCUCUGCAGCUCGUCAACGCACUUUACAGCAGCUACGUCGGUAUGCCAGAAAUGUGCAACCUGAUGUCAGGAUGGGCGCGUGAGUUUGACCUCGACCCUGUCGACAUCAUGCAGGAGGUCCUAAAGGAGCAGCUCAUGGAACGAUUUGACCCUGUGGCCGCGGAUAGCUUCAUGCUGAAUGGAUCGGACACACCGGACUGGCUACUGGUCAUGAUUCAACAUCCAUUCUGGAGAUCCGUUAUUUACGAACUCUCGGAAAAGUACAAAAAAUGUUUACUUCUCAACUUUGCGAUCCAGCGCAUCUCGGACGCAGGAUACAAAGGGGAGAUUGCGAGUGUCGCCACGGCGUCGACAUUUGUGAACGUGUUCUCAGGAGUAUUGCUGGACUCAUUGGAUAAACUCAGGGAAGAGGAUGACGUUGGGCUCUUGGACAGACUACCAGACUUAGUGAAAGUUUGCUGUCAGAGCGAGCACACAUAUCUCUACACUCAAGUCUUGCUAUUUCGCCUGAUGAAAACUGACAGGGGAAUGCCACUGAAGCGGAUAUCGAAAGAGCUGGAAUCGGGAGUGCUAGAAAAGUUCAACAAACCGCCACUCGUGGCAACCUUAAGAAUGCUGCUUGCAGGAGCAUCAUCCAAUGUGGCAAGUGCUAUCUCGGCCAUUCUGCAAUCCCGCAUACCCUCGCCCGGAGAUGUUAUGUUGUUGCACAGAGCAUACACCAGCGAGCAUCCGCCCUCCACAUAUUUCUUACGUGACCCUGAUUUCUUUGAAAUCAUGUUGUCUUCUAUCUUUGUUCCAAGUUUUAAGGGCGGUGUCGUUAAGCAGGAUCACAAGGAAAAAUAUCUCUGGCUGGUGGCCUAUGCGGCGAGUGUGCACGAGGACGACGAUAUGGUCACAGACACAUCGGACGUGCAGCCGACAUAUGAGGCACUGAGCGCAUUAGAGGAUACACUUUCAAAACGAACAGCUGGAACAGACCUGACGCCCAUUCUUGCGAAUCUUUUGGUUGCGAUUGAGACGCCGGUCGCCUCAAUGGCUCUAUUGUAUUGGAUUCAGUUUGUGAUCACGGAAACGAGUUACAUCGAAACCUAUUUUAGAACGCACGAAGUCCCGCUUCCACUGCUACUCAUUGAGGAGAUGUCGUACAAGCACCCAUUGCAACAGACAGAGGUGUUUGCCACACUUGUCAAUUUUUUUGAAGCCCCCCUAGUACUAAAUCCUGAAAUCAUGAUGACCUAUCGAAAAUCCAUCUUGGAUAGGAUGAUUUACCUGAUGCAAUUGAACUAUGUCAUGCCUGUUCUAGACUAUAUCCAGGCGCGUGCGCGCAAGAUGGACCAGUCGCUCUCGAUGCACUUUGUCAAAAAGGUGCUCGAAAUGGUGCGCGGUCCAUACUCCAAGAAAUUCAUCGAAGGCAUGGGACAAAUGAUUCAGGAGAUUGUUGAGGUUAUCAAGAAGACGGACACUGAGCCCAUCGUUCGCGCUUGGAUUGAUGAGGUCGUUUCACAACCAAGCGAAGAAACGCAAACGCCUCCAACUUCAUCGUCCUCAACAGCCUCGCAUGACUCAGGGACACAUCUGGGCUCCGCGGACGCUGGACUGAACACCAUCCAAGAACUGAAGAGGCGACUGGAUGAGCCCCGUCGAUAA